Lacerta agilis (Sand lizard) is the source of this 3132-nucleotide messenger RNA. It is a transcript of the gene DTX3L, whose product is annotated as deltex E3 ubiquitin ligase 3L. Gene Ontology annotation, biological process: Notch signaling pathway; protein ubiquitination. The record is from RefSeq and is a predicted model, not a curated record. Bases 149 to 2434 code for a protein of 761 amino acids. The transcript has 5 exons. NCBI's taxonomy places the organism in Eukaryota, Metazoa, Chordata, Lepidosauria, Squamata, Lacertidae.
AGGCGCUGCGGCGACGCAGUCUAGAGCCGAGCGCCGGAUUCCGCCGCGCCCUAAAGGAGGAGGAGGAGGAGCCAGACUCGCCUCCGAGGGAGUUGGCGAAGAACCGAAAGUGAAAGACCGAGCCUCGCCUCCCCUGCUUCGGUCAGCCAUGGCCGGCGCUCCUGCUCCGCUCUUUGUGCAGGUCUUUCUCCUUCCUGAAGAGAAGGGCUUGGAGAGGCUCGAGUUCAAGCUGCAAGUCCACUUCCAAUCCCGGAAACGCUCCGGGGGCGGCGAAUGCGAAGUGCGAGUUCUGGAUCGUGAGCGGGACGUCUAUUCGGUGCAAUUCCUGUCGGAGGAAGUGAAGAAACAGGUGAAGAUAUCUGGACCUCAUUUCAUAGAAGUUUUUGGAAGAUCUGUAAAGAUAAAUAUCCUUCCAGAUUCUGAGGUGUCAAUGAUGGAUGUGACGGAAACAUCACUGGCAAAUUAUUUGAAGAGCUCAGCAGCAAGCUCGUUUUCUGCUUCAAGCACUCUGUCACUUCCAAAUGAUUUUGGAGAGCAAAAGCUGAAAGAAAAAUCUGCAGGUGGUCUGGAAAGCAUGACCAGAAAGAUCUUUCUUAGCGUAUCUGCCACUUUGAAUACUGAAUUGCUCACAAAAGAGCAGAGAAGUCAGGUGACAACUGUCUGUCCCACCUUAAAAAUAGAUGUGCACUCAAGGCAGACUGGCAUAGAAAAGGUAUCAGGAGAUUAUGAUGACAUUGAGAAGUUACACCGUCAUUUUGAGAAGCUCCUUGGAGGCCCCCACCACCGCAACAAUGAAUUUUCACACCCUAAAGGGCCAAAAACCUUGAGAGAGAUGCCCAUGGAUGAUUGGAAGGAAGGAAGGAAGAAUGAUGUAGAUGUGUGUGAUAUCAAGGUUCCUUCAGCUAUCUUUGAAUACUUCAGUCAGGCCUGCAAGGAACAAGUUGAUGAACUGGAGCAGAAGUUCAGCGUAAAGCUGACUAGUGAAGAAUGUGGAAAUGGGUUGGCUUCUCUACGCUUCUUUUCUGUUGGGGACCCUAGCCUCCUAGAGAAAGCUCAGCAUAAUUUUGUCACAGCGUUUCAGAAGGUGACCGCAGAUCUGAAACAGGAGAGAAUGUCUUUUGCUGACAGCCACCAGAUGGCUAAAGCACAGCAGAUUUUAAACCUCCGUUUCAAGAGUGUCCUUGCUAAAACAAAGGGAAAUACGUUGAUUCUCCGUGGCCCUGCAAAGGAGAUUUCAGCUGCUAAAGGUGCAAUAGAAGAAUUAGAGGCAGGAGAGUUUGUUAAAAAACCUGAAGCUUCUGAAGCUUACUCUUUUAAAACUGACCCUGGAUUUGAUCUCAAGACAUUUACAUUCUUGCAACCAGAAUUGGGUAAAGAAAUUGACUAUAUAAACCGAAAGUACAAUACUGAAGCACUGGCAGAGUAUGAUAACAACAAACAGAAAGUAUAUGUUUUCUUUAAGCAUAGGAAGUAUCCAAACUCAGAUUCAUGUUUACAAGCCUAUGAGAGCUUUGUUCAUUUUUAUCAGGCGAUUUCAGCCCAGCCCAAGGAAAAAGUCAUCACCUUGAAUCUUGAUCAGAGAAGAAAACUAGACAACUUCUUUUCAGCAAUGCAAAAAGAAAAUCCCAGAGUAUCAAUGCGUAUAUCAAAGAAUAAUAAUCUAAUUCUACGUGGUAUUCCAGAGCAUGUGCUUUCUGUUGAAAAGCACGUCAUGAGGUUUCUGGAAACUGAUGUUGAUCCACCUGUAGGAAGUAUAGGUCCUAGUGCCAGCUCUGGAGAAAAUAAAGGUGCGUAUGCAUAUUUGGAGCAAAAUGGGGCCCCCAGAAUGCACUCCCCUCCUCCCAGGGAGCAAAAGGAGUCAAAGGAAAUGGAAGUCAAACAAGAGGAUAUGUGCAGCAUUUGCAGGGACGCAAUCCACCAAAAGAAAGUGCUGCCCAAAUGCAAGCAUGAGUUUUGUACUGAGUGCAUUGAACAGGCCUUGAAAUACAAGCCUGUUUGCCCUGUGUGUAAUGUGGCCUAUGGGAAGGUGGAAGGAAACCAACCACCAGGGACAAUGGACAUCCAGAAAUAUCGAACGUCACUUCCUGGUUAUGAUGGAUAUGGCACCAUCGUAAUUUCAUAUAACAUACAUGGUGGCAUUCAAACGGAAAGCCACCCAAACCCAGGAAGACCAUUCACCGGAACAAGUCGGACAGCAUAUUUACCUGAUAAUCCAGAAGGAAGAGAAAUUUUGAAGUUGCUUCAACAGGCCUUUGAUCAGAAGUUGAUUUUCACAGUUGGCCAGUCACGUACAACCGGUGUAACGAAUGUUGUUACCUGGAAUGACAUUCACCACAAAACUAGCUGUUCUGGAGGGGCAAGCAGUUUUGGCUACCCCGAUCCAGAUUACCUGAAACGUGUUCGAGAAGAACUGAAGGCGAAAGGAAUUAAAUGAACGCUCUUUCAGUCGACUGUCCAGAAUCUGUACCAGUCCAAAGAUGUGCCAAUUGGAUUUAGCUUAUGGGUGCUUUUUUCAGAAACAUUUUCUGCUUAUCCAAUACAAAAUUCUGAAUUGCAGAACUUGUUGAAUAACAUGUUAAAAAUCUGUUGCAGUGCUGUUAAGUAAAGCUGGGGAAUGGGAUGGGGAAACUGUGGCCCACAAGAUGUACAGCUUCCAUCAACCAUGAUAGUUAGCCACGCUGGAGGGAGUUCAACAUCUCAAGGGCUACAAGUUCCACACUGCUGCUGUAGACCGAAUCACAUUUCAUGGAGUCCAGCCCCAUUGAUUGCAGCGGGCCUUGAUUUUCAGAGUUCUGCUGAAGUCACUUGGUCUCAGUUUUUAGUAGAAGCGUGCAUGAUUAAGCUGUUAACAUUUUUUCCUCUCUGUGUGCUUAUUACUACUACCACUUGCAGCAUAACUGGGUGGAAAGAAGUUUAGUUUUUCUCACCUUUGUAGAACUGGGCUGUUUUGCCUUCUUUCUUUGCAUUGUGAAGAUUCUUAAGUAAAAGCUAACCAAUAAAAAUGGUUCGGGGCCAUAGGGUAGUAUUCAACUAAAUUUUCUUAAUGGGACUAAAUUGGUUGUUAGCUGAUUUCAGUGAGUCUACUCUGAGUAAAACUUAGAUAAAUGCUAUCUGCAGACUGAAGUAUAUUGU